UCGUUGCCAAUGUCAUCUGUCAAACUAUUAUUUUGAUAUCGAGCGAACAAAAGUUCACUACGUUUAUUAAAAAUGUCGAAUUCAAUCGCCAAAAUACUGGCCCUAGAUAAAAUAGGCACAUUUUUCAAUAUUAUUCGACAGAAUGGCGGUAUUCGUGCGUCUCUGUACAAGUUGUACAGACAAGAUGAGCUGAAAGACGGGAGGCUGGUGGGUGAGGAUCAGUUUGGCAACAAGUACUACGAGAACCCGCGCUACUUCUACAGCAGGAACCGAUGGGUCGAGUACUCGGACAAUUUCAACAUGAACUACGACGGUAGCCAAGUCCCCCCUGAAUGGUUUGGAUGGCUCCAUUAUAAAACUGAUCUUCUUCCCCACCAGGACCCAAGCAGACCAAAAUACAAAUGGAUGAUGGAGUAUUCGGAAAAUAUGUCGGGAACCACAGGCCAGUAUGUUCCAUACAGCACGACAAGGCCUAAGAUCGAACCCUGGGUCCCUAAACCUAAGAGCGACGUAUAGAGAUCAAUAAAUAAAUAAAAACUGUCUUUCAUUUCUUUCGUAUUCAUUGCAACGUCAAAACGAUGAAAAAUAAUAAAAUUGUCAUGAUUUUGAAAUUAUUUAAUACUGUACAGGACGAAAAAUGUAAUUUUUGUUUGCUUAAUAGUUUAGCUGUAAGUAGAAAAUGAAAUAAAUCUUGUUAUAUUAA
This is a messenger RNA of Melitaea cinxia (Glanville fritillary), 703 nucleotides long. RefSeq names its product probable NADH dehydrogenase [ubiquinone] 1 alpha subcomplex subunit 12 (gene ND-B17.2). Gene Ontology annotation, biological process: response to oxidative stress; mitochondrial respiratory chain complex I assembly. The transcript has 4 exons. NCBI's taxonomy places the organism in Eukaryota, Metazoa, Arthropoda, Insecta, Lepidoptera, Nymphalidae. The record is from RefSeq and is a predicted model, not a curated record. Bases 73 to 516 code for a protein of 147 amino acids. Gene Ontology annotation, cellular component: membrane.